Molecule: messenger RNA, 2306 nt
Organism: Agrilus planipennis (emerald ash borer)
Lineage: Eukaryota; Metazoa; Arthropoda; Insecta; Coleoptera; Buprestidae
Product: 1,4-alpha-glucan-branching enzyme
Exons: 8
Coding region: 161-2239 (692 amino acids)
Biological process (GO): glycogen biosynthetic process
Cellular component (GO): cytoplasm
Molecular function (GO): 1,4-alpha-glucan branching enzyme activity; cation binding; hydrolase activity, hydrolyzing O-glycosyl compounds
Source: RefSeq, a predicted model, not a curated record
AGGCGAACAACAGGUCAAAAACUUUUUAUGACCUGUCGUCGCUGAUUUUGCCAUAUAUGCAUUAUCUAUGCAUGUUUGCAUAUUAUGUUGCAUAUCAAUAAAACUGCAUUUGUACUACUUAAGAGGGAUUAGUACGAGAUAAUUCAUAUACCAAUUAAAGAUGGGGGGUAAAUAUUCGUCAAUGGAUCCAAUGGAAGUUGAAGUUCCUGAAAUUGAGGCUCUUUUUCAACGUGAUGGAUAUUUAAAAACAUAUGAGAGAGAAAUACGACGCCGGUAUGCGUGCUUUAAAGAUACUAUAGAAAAAAUAGAAGAAGUAGAUGGAGGUUUAGAUAACUUUUCAAGGAGUUACGAAAGAUUUGGAAUAAAUGUACAGCCUGAUAAUUCAGUUGUUUGUAGAGAAUGGGCCCCUUCUGCUCAACAGCUGUUUUUAACUGGAGAAUUCAAUGGCUGGAACAGAGAAAGUCUGCCUUUCAAAAAAUUGGAAUUUGGAAAGUGGGAACUUAUUUUAUCCCCUAAUCCAGAUGGUUCUUGUCCAAUACCACACAAUUCAGAAGUUAAAAUAGUUGUACAAACACAUUCAGGAAGUAGAGAAGACCGUUUGUCACCAUGGGCAACUUAUGUUGUAGAACCACCAAAAGUAGAAGGUACAAUAUACAGACACAAAUUAUGGCACCCACCUAAACAUGAGAAGUAUGAGUUUAAACAUCCCAGACCACAAAGGCCAAAGAGUCUCCGCAUUUAUGAAUGCCAUGUGGGCAUAGCCACUUCAGAACUUAAAGUAGGAACUUAUGAUAAUUUUACUGACAAUAUUUUGCCUCGUAUAGUAAAGCAAGGCUACAAUGCAAUUCAGUUAAUGGCUAUAAUGGAACAUGCAUAUUAUGCUUGUUUUGGUUAUCAAGUAACCAGUUUUUUUGCGGCAUCUAGUAGAUAUGGUACACCUGAACAGCUGAAACGUUUAAUAGAUAGAGCCCAUGAACUAGGAUUAUAUGUUUUACUUGAUGUUGUUCAUUCACAUGCUUGCAAAAAUGUUCUUGAUGGCCUUAAUAUGUUUGAUGGCACUGAUGCUUGCUUCUUUCAUACUGGAGCAAGGGGAAAUCAUCCUUUGUGGGAUAGUCGUUUAUUUAACUAUUCUGAAAUCGAGGUGCAAAGAUUUUUACUAUCAAACUUACGGUGGUGGCUAGAAGAAUAUCAUUUUGAUGGAUUUCGUUUUGAUGGUGUAACGUCAAUGCUUUAUCAUUCAAGAGGCGUUGGACAGGGAUUUAGUGGACAUUAUGAUGAAUAUUUUGGUCUAAAUGUUGACACGGAAGCUGUGGUUUAUUUAAUGGUAGCUAACUACAUGGUUCAUAAAUUUCAUCCUGAGGCAAUAACAAUAGCCGAAGAUGUUUCUGGAAUGCCAGGAACCUGCAGACCUGUCACAGAAGGUUGUCUUGGAUUUGAUUAUCGUCUAGCAAUGGCUAUUCCUGAUAAAUGGAUUGAAUUACUUAAAGAUACAAAAGAUGACGAUUGGAAUAUGGGAAAUAUCGUUCAUACCCUCACAAAUAGGCGAUGGAUGGAAGGAAACAUUGCGUAUGCAGAGUCUCAUGAUCAGGCACUUGUAGGAGAUAAAACAAUUGCCUUUUGGCUGAUGGACAAAGAAAUGUAUACACACAUGAGUACCAUAUCUGAACCUUCUGCCAUAAUUGAUCGUGGAUUAGCACUCCACAAAAUAAUAAGACUCAUCACUCAUGCUCUUGGGGGCGAAGGUUAUUUAAAUUUUAUGGGAAAUGAAUUUGGUCAUCCUGAAUGGCUAGAUUUUCCCAGACAAGGAAAUAACAAUUCUUAUCAUUAUGCCAGAAGGCAGUGGAAUUUGGUAGAUGAUGAGCUCUUAAAAUAUAAAUAUUUAAAUGCAUGGGAUGCCGCAAUGAAUCAUUUGGAGGAAAAAUAUGGUUGGCUGCACAAAGAUCCUGCUUAUGUAAGUUGGAAACAUGAAGAUGAUAAAGUCAUCGCAUUUGAACGAGCUGGUCUUGUUUUUAUUUUUAACUUCCAUCCAACUAAAAGUUUUACCGAUUAUCGUGUAGGAGUUAAUUAUGGAGGAGUUCUAAAAAUUGUUCUUUGCUCAGAUGACACUCAAUUUGGAGGUCAUGGGCGAAUAGAUACCUCUAUGACGUACUUUAUACAAAAUGAGGGCUUUGCUGGGCGUUCACAUUCAUUUCAGGUAUACAUACCUUCCAGAGUAGCCUUAGUGUUUGCCCCCAACUGAUAAAAUAAAUUAUAAUAAUAUCUGUUCAAAUUGAUUUAUAUUGCUGUUUUAACUUCAUAUAUGUUGU